Rhodotorula graminis WP1 is the source of this 325-nucleotide messenger RNA. RefSeq lists its product as uncharacterized. Gene Ontology annotation, cellular component: mitochondrion. The record is from RefSeq and is a predicted model, not a curated record. Gene Ontology annotation, molecular function: delta(3,5)-delta(2,4)-dienoyl-CoA isomerase activity. NCBI's taxonomy places the organism in Eukaryota, Fungi, Basidiomycota, Microbotryomycetes, Sporidiobolales, Sporidiobolaceae. The annotation marks the transcript as partial. The transcript is spliced from 3 exons.
AUGCCGUCCACCUACGCCGCCCAGUUGAUCAACGCAACCUUCCCCUCGGGCGGCGUGCUUGUCCUCGCCCUCGCACGCCCUCCCGUCAACGCGUUCUCAACCGACCUCUUCCGGCAGCUCGACGACGUCUUCCGCGCCGCGAGCACCGACAACGAUGUGCGCUGCGUCGUCCUCACGAGCGACGUUGCCAAGGGCUUCACCGCCGGCCUCGACCUGCACUCGAGCGACCUCAUGCGUCAAGCCGACGACCCCGCCCGCACCGCCCUCCUCCUGCGUGACCACAUUGCCGUCCUGCAGCGCGCCGUCUCGGCCAUCCAGGAGUGCG